Molecule: messenger RNA, 1448 nt
Organism: Pezoporus flaviventris
Lineage: Eukaryota; Metazoa; Chordata; Aves; Psittaciformes; Psittacidae
Product: olfactory receptor 2D2-like
Exons: 1
Coding region: 12-953 (313 amino acids)
Biological process (GO): G protein-coupled receptor signaling pathway
Cellular component (GO): membrane
Molecular function (GO): olfactory receptor activity; G protein-coupled receptor activity
Source: RefSeq, a predicted model, not a curated record
CUAGAAUAAUAAUGGCCAAGGAAAACCAAAGCGUAGUGACAGAGUUCAUCUUACAAGGCCUCUCCUCCCAGCCAGGGACACAGACUGUUCUUUUCCUAGUGUUUCUGUUAUUUUAUCUGCUCACAAUUGUUGGUAACAUCAUGGUCAUUGCAGUGAUCAGAGCUGAUUGCCAGCUGCAGUCACCCAUGUACUUUUUCCUUGCCAACCUGUCCUUCUUAGACAUCUGCUACGUCUCCAGCAACAUUCCCCAGAUGUUGGUGAACCUCUUGACCAAGAAGGGGACCAUCUCCUUCUCUAGAUGUGCUGCUCAAAUGUAUUUCUCUCUGGCUUUUGGCAUGACAGAGUGUUUCCUGCUUGGGGUCAUGGCCUAUGAUCGAUAUAUGGCAAUAUGUCACCCCUUGCUCUACAACACUGUCAUGAACCGGAAGGCUUGCAUUCACAUGGUCAUGGCUUCCUGGGCCAGCAGCCUGCUGAGCUCCAUGGUAGUCAACAGCCUCGCUUUGCAUCUACCCUUCUGUGGACCUCACACCUUGAACCAUUACUUCUGUGAAGUGCCAGCAGUGCUGGCCUUGGCCUGUGCUGACACUGCCCUCCUGGAGUUGGUCAUCUUCAUCUUCAGCAUCCUCAUUGCCUGCAUCCCCUUUCUUCUGAUCAUCAUCUCCUACUCCUACCUCCUUUCCACCAUCUUGAAGAUGCAGUCUGCACAUGUGAAAUCUAAGGCCUUUUCCACCUGUGGAUGCCACCUGAUAGCGGUAACCAUAUUCUAUGGGACAGCCAUCUGCAUGUACAUGAAUCCCAAGUCAAGGUCUCCACAGGAUAGAGGCAAAGUGGUUGCAGUGUUUUACACCAUUGUAACCCCAAUGCUGAACCCCCUCAUCUACAGCCUCAGGAACAAGGACAUGAAGCGUGCCCUGAGAAGGGCAAUGAAUAGACCCAAAUCCCUCUCUAUUUAAAGGCUUUUCAGGGAUUGGUGGUAUUGCAUUGAGCUCUGUGAGUUGAAGCAAUGCUCAAAUGUCAUUAUUUCUCUACCUGCAAUUGUCCCAGACUGAGAUGAAAUAAUAAAUGUGCUAAAUUCAACAACACCUAAACAAAAAGACCUUGCAUACACAUAACUUUCUAAACAACAUUUGGGAUUUGGCCUUAAAGCCAGAGACAAUAUCAAGACACUGUGGCUUUAGCCUGCCUCACUGGCAGUUCAUUUAAAAUACAAGUGGGAAAUGCCAAUACCAUCGUGACAAGAAAGAAGAAAAGAAGAAAGAAGAGUUAGAGAACUGUGAGAAAAAUUAAGAGCUUUAUGUAAAGUUUAAAAUGUAUUUUGCAUCUGAAGGGUUUUCUAAUUAUCUUUGGAGCGUGCAAACAUUUAAGCUAUGUUGCAAACAUGAGCUGCUACUGUGAUUUCUCUGCAAACCUGGAGAUCUCUCAGUAUCUGUUUUGUUGGUUAGCAAACA